This is a messenger RNA of Trichoderma asperellum CBS 433.97, 1187 nucleotides long. RefSeq lists its product as uncharacterized. Gene Ontology annotation, cellular component: mediator complex; core mediator complex. Gene Ontology annotation, molecular function: transcription coactivator activity. Gene Ontology annotation, biological process: regulation of transcription by RNA polymerase II. Lineage: Eukaryota; Fungi; Ascomycota; Sordariomycetes; Hypocreales; Hypocreaceae. The record is from RefSeq and is a predicted model, not a curated record.
CCUCACAUCAUCCAUCAUCUUCUCUCUCCCGCAACAUCAACACCAGCACAGCCAGCUUCGAAAUGUCGAAUCCAAACGACCCUCCUCUCGACGAGAUCCAAUGGCGCUCCCCCCAGAUCGUAGCCCAGAUGGGCGGCCUCCACUCCAACACAAUCCUCUUCUACUUCGCCGAAUCGCCCUUCUUCGAGCGCACCUCCAACAACGCCGUCAUCAUGGCCCAGGCAAUGAACAACAUGGCCAUGUACCACUACAUCCAAACACGUGAGGCCUUUGAAACGCGUCUCAAAACAAUGUCGGGCUUGGAAUUCAUCGUGGGAGAGGAGCCUGCCGAGACGGGUCCUGGCAUGGGAACUGGCGUUUGGGUCAUUCGCAAGCAGACGAGGCGGAAGCGAUACCAAGACGACGACGAAAUCACGGUCCAUGCCUCGUUUUUUGUUGUAGGGGAGAAUAUUUACAUGGCUCCCACGUUGGCGGAUAUUCUGGCAGCCAGAAUUAUGACAAUAUCUUCGGCCAUUGCAAAAGCUUUACCAGCCGCCGAAGCAGCCCGCAAAUGGCGUCCAUCCACAGGCCACGUAUACCAUCUCCCCGCAAGCCAAUCUACCACCACCCCAGCCAAACCGCAAGAGGAGAAACCAGUGCUCGACGAAGCCGGCAAAUCAGCCCCUACAACAGCAACAAAGCACGACGCCCCUUCCAUGGACAGAGUCGCCGAGGAAUCAUUGCUGAUCCACCUACGAUAUGGAGGAGAAUACAUUGACGAGAUCCCCAUUACGGGAAAGCCUGGAGAAUUCCACCUCUCUUCUACAGGUCGGAAGCCGGUACUGCCUCCUCAGGGCGCUGCUGCCCCGACUGGAAUCAGUGCCAUGAGCGGACCUCCGAUGUUAAAUACCAAACUGGAUGAUAAAAAGGAUGGCAAGGCUGACAAGACACCGAAAUCGGCUACGAUGCCUAAGCUGAAGAGGAAGAAGAGCAAAAUGAGUCCUAGCGUGACUCCUGCGGCGACUCCUGCAGCAUCAUGAGAAGGUGUUGCUCUUUUUUUUUUUAAUGUGUGCAAAUUACCAAAAGCCUCUUGGCUAUAAAAGGAUAAAUGGCGGCGUUAUGGUAUUUUGUUUUUGAUACCCGGUUCGAGGUUGGGUCGAAAUUGUUCACAGGAAGAUAGAAAUGUAGCGUAGCAUCAUAUAAACGGA